AUGUUGUUUCGAAGAGUGUUAGCAUCGACUGUGCUUCUGUCAACCGGAAUCCAGGCACAAGUUGAAAAUAAAAUCAUCUCUGGAUGGUCAGUUGUAAAAAGACAAUCUCCAGAGGGCAUGGUUACAGUGCAUACUGUUCAAGUUGGCAAUGCAGAAGGCACUCAGAGAUUCUACCCUGACUCGCUUAAGGUUGAGCCAGGCUCAAUGGUCCAGUUCCAGUUCCAUCCGAAGAACCACUCUGUCUCCCAGUCCACAUGGGAACAACCAUGUUCUCCCAUAGGUGCAUCUAAUGGCUCUCAUCCCGCUAUCAGGUCCGGGUUUUUACCGGUUUUGCCUGAUGCCGCACAAAUGCCUGUGUUCACGGUUAUGGUCCACGACAGCAACCCAAUAUGGUUGUUCUGCGGACAGACUAACCACUGCCAAAAUGGCAUGGUCAUGGUCAUAAAUCCUCCGGAAGGAGCAGACAAGGGGAUUGAAGCAUUCCGGUCAGCGGCGAUGUCUGGAGGCUCUGGUGGUGGUUCUCAAGGUGGUAUCCCCAUUCUACCACCCGGCGGUUUCGGUAACGGCGGUGUAGCACUCCCAACGGGCGGAGCUGUACCGUCAACCGCUGCUGGUACACCAACACCAACUCAGACUAGGCCACUUUCAGCCACCACCAACGCAGCACCUAAGCAGAUGUCUCAUGCUGCAAGUCUCUCCGGUGUAUUGAUUGCCGCUUUUGCAAUUUUCGGACUGUAG
Messenger RNA from Paracoccidioides brasiliensis Pb18, 738 nucleotides. RefSeq lists its product as uncharacterized. The transcript is spliced from 3 exons. The coding region runs from base 1 to 738 and encodes 245 amino acids. The record is from RefSeq and is a predicted model, not a curated record.